Molecule: messenger RNA, 476 nt
Organism: Arachis duranensis
Lineage: Eukaryota; Viridiplantae; Streptophyta; Magnoliopsida; Fabales; Fabaceae
Exons: 1
Coding region: 29-436 (135 amino acids)
Source: RefSeq, a predicted model, not a curated record
UAUUACUAUAUAUGUAUUCCCAGAAUCCAUGGCCUCCGUUAUCAUAUCCAACUGUGUUGACGAGGAAACAAGCGUUCCCAUUCGGCCAUUAACCUUCGUAAAUCUCCACAAGUGGCCGGAAUCCGACGUAGAGUUCGUGAAGAGGGUGAACUCCUUCAACAAUGGCGAGGAGCGAAGAGUAAACAGCCGCCUCUGGUGCAGGCAAAUGUAUCUGAGGAGCUACAAGUUUUCGAGGGAGAAGAAGGGUGUGACUCACAAGGCCAUUAAGCGUCUUAGAACUCUAAAGGAGAGUGUGGUUCGCGCCACAAAUAAUGCUGCGCCAUCAACCAAUUUUAUUAAGCCUAAUUAUUAUAAGGUUCUCAUCACUGCUUAUGCUGCCUUCUUCUCAACCCUUCACAAGCUUAUGUCUUGCUUUUCAUCAUGUCGCUCCCCAUAGCUUUCCUGUCCUCAAUUACUUGGUUCUAUGUGUUGGUUUA